Procambarus clarkii (red swamp crayfish) is the source of this 707-nucleotide messenger RNA. Lineage: Eukaryota; Metazoa; Arthropoda; Malacostraca; Decapoda; Cambaridae. The record is from RefSeq and is a predicted model, not a curated record.
GACCACCUUGUUCCUCGCACUCUCAUCAUCCUCCGUAAUACUGCUUCCAGUCUCUGCUCGGCUACCAAGGACGAUAGCAAACACAACUUCUACCCAUUAAUGAUGGAUAACAAGCCAGAGGAAUGUUCAGUGUGUUAUAACGAUUAUGAUGACAAUCAGCUACGGCCUCGCACAUUGCCGUGCGGCCACACAUUCUGCUCCCAGUGUAUUGACAAUGCUAUCGAGAAUGGUCAACUGACCUGCCCCAACUGCCGUGCCCAGCACGCUGCCACAGCUGCUACUCAGUUCCCAAUUAGCUAUGCUGUGGAGGCAUUUGUUAGGAAACUGAAAGAUAUCCAGCUAACACAAAAGAAAACUGCACCAGUAAAAAAGAAGUUACAUUCCCUGGUGCAGGAGCAGAAGAGCAGCAUCAGCAGCCUCAUUACUAGCUGUGAAGAGGUACUGUCCCAGCUGGGGGAAUAUCGGGGCCAGUAGGGGGACUGGAAGACUUGCCACCUCCAGCUCCAGGACAGACUCUAUGCUCUGGUAGAGCAGAACAAGUCAGCAAUGAAGCUCUUGGAACUGGAGGAUACCAGUGUGGUGGAUAUGACAACACAAGGAGAGGAAGGGAAGACUCAGCUGCAGGCCAUGUUGGGGAACCUCGACACAGUCAACACCCUACAGGAGGUUGACACAACCAUAGGCACAGCUGAUGAGUGCAGCAUGAA